Molecule: messenger RNA, 1033 nt
Organism: Acanthopagrus latus (yellowfin seabream)
Lineage: Eukaryota; Metazoa; Chordata; Actinopteri; Spariformes; Sparidae
Gene: dynlrb1
Product: dynein, light chain, roadblock-type 1
Exons: 4
Coding region: 158-448 (96 amino acids)
Biological process (GO): microtubule-based movement
Cellular component (GO): cytoplasmic dynein complex; centrosome; cytoplasm
Molecular function (GO): dynein intermediate chain binding
Source: RefSeq, a predicted model, not a curated record
CCCACUACUACUGUGGUACGCUAACGCAUCAGUGACCCGGAAGUUGACGUCAGUUUUCUUCGCUCAGCAACGAAGUGACUGUUAGCUGUUGUUAGCUGUUGUUAGCUGUUGUUGUUCUGAGCAGCUUCUGACACGGACCUGUGCUCAUAUUGUUACGAUGGCUGAAGUAGAGGAAACUCUGAAGAGGAUCCAGGGCCAGAAGGGAGUUCAGGGGAUCAUCAUUGUCAACUCAGAAGGAAUCCCCAUCAAGACGACGCUGGACUACCCCAGCACGGUGCAGUACGCAGGACUGAUCCAGCAGCUGGUGAUGAUGGCCAGAAGCACCGUACGAGAGAUCGACCCCCAGAACGACCUCACCUUUCUGCGUGUGCGCUCCAAAAAGAACGAGAUCAUGAUCGCUCCAGAUAAGGAUUAUUUCUUGAUCGUCAUCCAGAACCCGUCGGAUUGAAAAAGAAGGACCGACUCAUCGCUCUCUUUGUCUGUCCUUCAUAUUUAAACUGUAAAACAUUUCUUUUGUUCAAUUUAAAAAAACCUGUUCACCAGAAGCUUUUUAUGCACUUUGCUGUACCAGGAAGUAACAACAGAUUUAAAGGUGGAUGAAACUGAGUCACUUCGCUCAGUGACAACAGAUCUGAACAGUAAGAUGUUCAUUCUCCCUGCAAGAAGAUUUCUUUUUCCAUGUUUUGGCAUUCCGGUCCGGUCUCCUCUCCUCUGAUUACUGUUUGUGAUGUCACUGUGUGUAUUUCAUUAAUCACAUGGUGAGACGGCACGACUGUGUUAGUACCUCUGACAGAAGCAGGGAAGUGAAAACAAAGAGGGACCGCCACACAUCUUUAGGUUUAAGGAUGUUUGUUUUUUUCAGUUCUGGCUUGGUAGAAAACUUGGGACUGUUUUUAUUUUGUAUUUAUUUUCCUGGCAAAGUGUUGAAGUGCAGUAUUUCACUGGGGAGAAGUGACACUACAGACGCGUCUCUGCUGUUGCCAUGUCAAGUUAAUUUUUUAUCAAAUUAUGAAAUAAAAAAUAACGGAAAUGG